Euleptes europaea (tarantolino) is the source of this 2403-nucleotide messenger RNA. RefSeq names its product NTPase KAP family P-loop domain-containing protein 1-like. The transcript is spliced from 5 exons. Lineage: Eukaryota; Metazoa; Chordata; Lepidosauria; Squamata; Sphaerodactylidae. The record is from RefSeq and is a predicted model, not a curated record. Bases 1 to 2403 code for a protein of 800 amino acids.
AUGUGCGGGCAGCACCUGCCCUCUCAGUCUUGCCUGACCAAAUUCACCCCAGCCAAUGUGUACAGCUAUCAGCAUCCAAUGAUCUUCAGUGCAUUGCGGCUGCAGUCAACAAUGGUCUCCCUGCCUAAAGAAUUCCAGAACAAAGAUGAUGCCUAUUGCUUCUCCUUAGCUAAGGCCCUUUACUGCGUCCACACUCCGGUGACGGUGGGUUUCUACGCCCCGUGGGGACACUGCACGAGCUAUCUCUUGAACAGGAUCCAAGUUUUUGCCUCAGACUACAUGCAUCGUCAGUCGUUGAAAAAGGACAAGCAAGAGUUUCAGCGGACGAGGGUGAAACAGCGCAAGGCCUCUGGCAGGGAUCUGCUCUCCCUCGUCUUCCUUAUGAUCUUUUACCGUCCUGUCCUGACCCCACAGCACAAGCAGAGGAAGAACAUACGGCACCUCUUCAUCCAGUUUAGUGCCUGGGAAUACGCCGGCAGCGACCAGCUCUGGGCAGGCCUGAUUACGGCUCUGUGCGAUGGCAUUGAGGGCUAUUUUGGCCUCGUCCCCAUGAGUCUCUAUAGGGCCGUGGGCAGGAAAAGUGGCAUCGUUCAGGCACCUCUCAAUAAGGAAUGGGUCAGCAAGAAAUACCUCUGCCUUCCAUUGUGGGCCGCUGUCCUUCUAGUUUCAGGAGUGGCAAUUGUGGUGGCCGUCCUCCUCUUUAUUUUUGGGAUCCCUGUCGGCGACGCAUCGGGAGAUGCCAUCGCUCUUGUUGAGGGUGUUGGGGCCACAGCGGUUGGCAUCACCGUGGCGGCAGGCAUCAGGAUCGCCAUCGUGGUGGUGCGGAAUGUGAUCAUAAAUCAGAAGGCCCAGCUGGAGAGGCAGAUGAACAGGACAGACCUCAGUGCCCAGCUGGGUUUCAUGAGCAACGUCAAGCGGGAAGUCAAGGUUGUCGCCAGGUUCCUCCAGUUCAUGGAGAUCUUCCAGCGGAGGAAACUCCGCGUGGUGCUGGUGAUCUCCAGCUUGGACCGGUGCAGCCCUGACAAAGUGGUGGGAGUCCUGGAUGCCAUGAACAUCCUUCUCUCGGACUACGAGGCGCCCUUUGUCUCUAUCCUGGCCGUGGACCCGAGCGUGAUUGUGGCCUGCGUGGAGAGCUCCUUGUACAUGAAAGGCAUGGCCAACAAUGGCUACGAGUUCUUGAACCGCAUCAUCACACUGCCCUUCUCGGUUCCCAAGAUGGACUGCGACACCAAGAUGCAGCUGAUUAAAAAUAUCGUGGAAUGGAGAGAAGAGCAGGAGAAAAGCUAUGAAGACGAGGAAGAACUGGGAGCGGAUUCCCAGGAGAGAAACUGGCUGGCGAACCAGGCUUCGGGAUCUCUUCCAGGAUCAGCCCUCUGCCCUUCUGGGGACUCUGCAGACUAUAACGGGCCCGAGCAGAUAAAAGAUGAUGCCGAGAUACCUUUGGUGGUUACAGUUCCUGGACAGCAAGAGCCGCUAAGAGGGAGGGGUGGGAAAGGCUUCAAAGCCAAAGACCUAAUCCGAGAGGCUUUGGACUUCCUCCGGGAUGAAAGCAUGAAGGAAUAUAUGACGGACAACAUGGUGCAGAUGAAAAGGAUCGUCAAUACCAUCUCUGUCAUGGUCAGGCUCAUGGCGACGGAGGUCCCCCGGGAGAAGCUGUGCCCGCAGAAGGUGGCGGCCUGGGUCCUCCUGGCCAACCAGUGGCCCUGUCGCCUGAGCUGGAUCUUGCAGUGCAUUGAGGACGACGAGCAGAUGAGUCGCUGGGGCUUGCCCCAAGGCUGCCCCCUGGCUCCCAGCCUCUUCCUGUGGGAGGUGUACCAGAAGUACGUGGAGGAGCUCGACAUGUUCAAAGCCCAGCUGGAGAAGCUGCUGGAGCUGGAUGGGGACCCCGAGAUCUUCCAAAGCUUCCUCAGCUGCCGGUUCCGGGUGGAGGACGCCCUCUUCUUCCUGCCGUUUACAGUCAACUUGGACUUCUCCUUGAAGAGGCACAUGGAGCUGUUGCGAGGCAGCCGCAGCCUGAAGCGAACAGAGAAGCUGCCGGGGCUUUCCCAGUGUGCGCUGCUGAGGAUGUCGGUGACCGAAGUCUGCAGGGAGGUGAACAAGCUGGGCUUGAAAGAGGAAAACAUGCAGCGGUGCAAAGAGAGGCUGAAGGAGCACAAUUUGAGUGGCAGGGCCCUGGUUUAUAGCGACAGAAAUGAAGUCAGAGAGGCUCUGGGUAUGGGCCUAGGGGAGUGGAUGACUUUCAGCAUGUAUUUCUUUGGCUCAGUUCCCCCCCAGGGUUCCUUUCCUUCCACGGCAUCCCCAGCCCUGGUCUAUGGCGAGAAGAACUGGUUGGGUUUGCAAGAGAAUGUGUCUAGAGGAAGCCGGUUGUCCUUGAACAUUUCCAGGGAAAAUCUUCACAGAUGA